This is a messenger RNA of Parathielavia appendiculata, 526 nucleotides long. RefSeq lists its product as uncharacterized. Gene Ontology annotation, molecular function: chromatin binding; protein heterodimerization activity. Lineage: Eukaryota; Fungi; Ascomycota; Sordariomycetes; Sordariales; Chaetomiaceae. Gene Ontology annotation, biological process: replication fork processing; resolution of meiotic recombination intermediates. The record is from RefSeq and is a predicted model, not a curated record. The coding region runs from base 188 to 526 and encodes 112 amino acids. Gene Ontology annotation, cellular component: FANCM-MHF complex. The transcript has 3 exons.
GCAUGCAGCGAUGCUCAAGCCGGCGCAAGACAAAGACAGGGUCCUAAAUAGGCUCUAAGCCCAAAAUGGGAUAGCGUUGCACCUAGCCCCGGUUCGUUGCAUGGCCACGACGCGUCUACAGUAAACACGCGUCGCUUGUCAACCACUCCCGAACCAUCACCAAGUGCCAAGAAUUACGAGAACCGUCAUGGCUGAACCGCAAGAUGACGAGGUGCGGGAGCGCCUCAAGGCAGCCCUCUGGUUCUCCAUCGGCAAGAUGGUCGACCAAGAGUCCCUGCAGCGCAACCGCAAUGCCACCCCGCAGUUCAUAGGCGCCCUGACCGACAUGGUCUGGCACCAGAUCGAAAACAUAGCCACAGACCUGGAAAGCUUCAGCCAGCAUGCAGGUCGCACCACCGUCACGACCGACGACGUGCUGCUUCUAGCGCGGCGCAACCAGGACCUGUACUCGGUCAUCAAGGAUGCCAUCGACAAGGAGAAGGCGGCGAAAACCAACGGCAAGGGCAAGGGCAAGGGCCGGGGUUGA